UUAAAACUCAAAAAAUUUUUUAAAAUGAAUAAAAGAUUAAUUUGUUGCUUUUUAAUACUCUUAAUUUCUGCAAGCGUCUAUACAUAAAGCAGCAUUGCCUUCUAUGAUUUACUUGACUAUGAAGCAAAUAUGUAUUAAUGCUUAAAAUUCUACAAAGUCUCAACUCAGCUUGUUGAUGGAUAUAAAGAUAACACCACAAUAUUUUCUCCCUAAGUUUAAGGUAAGAUAGACAGAGCAUAAGAAUAAGGGAUUUCUACAGAUUUACUUUUUGACCCUUGCGUUAAUACUGUCAGAUAAGAGAAUUUUUACACUCCUGAGUAUCAAGUAACUAAAUUCUCUGAAAACUACAAAUUUCUUACAGGUUACUAAAAUAUCUGGUUUAAUGUCAUUUAAAAAGCUGAUAGAAAUUGCUUUUGGUCAACUGAUGCCAACUUAAAUUGUGAAAUUUUGACAAAAUACAUUUCCCUUCUCCAAGCCUAAACAGGUAAGAAAAUUGGUAUUCGCUCAUCAUCUCUCGACUGGUCCAAUAUCUUCGGUACUACCACAAACUGUGCUAAUUUCGGCAACCUUCCACUUUCUUACAUAAACUAUAAUCAAAAACCAAACUUCUAAGACUGGUAAGAUUAAUAAUUCGGUUCAUGGAGAGGUCCUUUGAUGAAAGAAUUUGACACUACUGAAAUAUGCGGUCUCACUACUACUUUAUCUGUCUAUUGA
Molecule: messenger RNA, 714 nt
Organism: Tetrahymena thermophila SB210
Lineage: Eukaryota; Ciliophora; Oligohymenophorea; Hymenostomatida; Tetrahymenidae
Product: lysozyme protein
Exons: 2
Biological process (GO): signal transduction
Source: RefSeq, a predicted model, not a curated record